Stylophora pistillata is the source of this 1126-nucleotide messenger RNA. Its product is annotated as DNA sliding clamp PCNA. The record is from RefSeq and is a predicted model, not a curated record. Gene Ontology annotation, cellular component: PCNA complex. Gene Ontology annotation, biological process: regulation of DNA replication; mismatch repair; leading strand elongation. Gene Ontology annotation, molecular function: DNA polymerase processivity factor activity; DNA binding. NCBI's taxonomy places the organism in Eukaryota, Metazoa, Cnidaria, Anthozoa, Scleractinia, Pocilloporidae.
UGGCGCGUAAUUUAUAUUUCGUAUUCGAUCGUCGAGUCUUCAGGCUUUGAUUAUUCUUCUACAUAUUCCCCUCUGUCAUCAUCUGUCUGCAACAUGUUUGAAGCAAAACUCACCCAAGGAAAUGUAUUCAAAAAGGUUCUUGAAGCCAUUAAAGAUUUGGUUCCAAAUGCAAACUGGGAAUGCUCAAGUAGCGGCAUCAGUGUUCAAGCCAUGGACAGUAGUCACGUCAGUUUAGUUUCAAUAUCAUUAGAAGCCGAUGGAUUUGAGCCAUUUCGAUGUGAUAGAAAUGUCAUUCUGGGAAUGGAGACUGCUAAUCUGUCCAAAAUACUAAAGUGUGCUAGUAACGAUGACAGUAUUACAAUCAGAGCUGAAGAGGGAGGUGAUGUGGUGACAUUUCAGUUUGAAAGCCCAAAUGGUGACCGGCAAUGUGAAUAUAAAAUGAGACUUAUGGAUAUCGACAGUGAGCAUUUAGGAAUACCAGAGGAAGAAUAUGAUGCUGUGGUGACAAUGCCAUCAUCUGAAUUUCAAAGAAUAUGUAGAGACCUGACACAGAUUGGCGAUUCAGUGACAAUAAACUGUACCAAAGAGGGAGUGAGGUUCUCAGCCAAAGGGGACCUUGGUGAAGGAAAAAUUACACUCAAACAAAAUUCAAGUGUUGAAGAAGAACAGGUUUCAAUUCAGCUCAAUGAACCUGUGGAACUUACUUUUGCUCUCAGAUAUUUGAAUUUUUUCACAAAGGCUACUCCAUUAUCCAGCACAGUAAAAAUGUCACUGAAAGAGGAUGUCCCCUUGGUCCUUGACUACAAAGUAGGAGAAUUAGGCAACCUCAAAUACUACCUUGCUCCAAAGAUUGAUGAAGAAGAUACAGCAGCUACUGAUGAGUAAAGUCGGUUCACAAAAAUGCUGCCCAAACAAAGGGAAUCUUAAUCUUUUUUGUGUUGGAAAUUAUUUUACAAGUGCUACAGUGUACAUAGAGACUGCUCAUGAAGGGAGCUUGCAUUGUGGGCCUCAGUCUGAGAGAAAUUCACCAUUUGUCAUUGUUUGUUGUUGAAUACCUUUAAGGGUAUUUCAAACUGAGUAUAGUGGUACAUGUAAAAUAAAAAUAAACCUAUUAUUUAGCCCAAAA